Molecule: messenger RNA, 657 nt
Organism: Phaeodactylum tricornutum CCAP 1055/1
Lineage: Eukaryota; Bacillariophyta; Bacillariophyceae; Surirellales; Neidiaceae
Exons: 1
Coding region: 1-657 (218 amino acids)
Source: RefSeq, a predicted model, not a curated record
AUGGCAUCUUCCAUUUCUCGACUUCCUGAAUUACCUGUCACCUGUCUGAGGACAGCCAAGGAACUGAAGACAACAGAUAUUGUCAAGGGAAGCAAAACAGUUAUCGGUAAGUGUGAUCGAACCCAAAAGCGAGAGUACGAUGAAAUGAUCUUCCUGCUCUCCUCCUCAUGUACACUUGUUUGUUUCCAACCAGAUUUCUGGACAACUCGGUGCACGCGUUGUCCGGAUGCCUUGGAUAAGCUGGAUGAUUUGGCGGCGGCUCCUCGGUUCGCAAACGUUCAAUUCGUUUCCAUUUGCUGCGAUAAGCUCGAUGGAGCCAGGGAAAUUAUUGAAAAAGAAACAGAGCCACGUUGGCAAAAUGUGGACCACUACUUUAUGGAGCAUCAGUACAAAGAAGAAGCCAAGAAUGUUCUGGGUUUCAGUGCAGUUCCCUUUUACGUCAUGUUGAACGAAAAGGGAGAGACAAUACAAAUGGGAAACGCUAUCGAUUUUGAAAGACUAGCGGUCGAAGAAGCUGAGCCCGAUUCCGUAGCAACAGAGAACGAAAAGGAAAACAUGUUGACAAUCGAAAAUCCUGUGGUAGAUUUGCACGUUGGAAAGAAUGAAUUGAGGGCAAUCAAGCUUGACGAUUUCAGUGUCGACGACCUCGAUUUUUGA